AUUCAGUAGUUGUAGUUUAUUUCUUCAUUUGUUCAUUCUCUCUCAUUUUCUUAGAGCCUCACAAAAAUGGACUCUCGUAGGCCAAACCCAUCCUCACUCUCCAAACAAAAAUCAGACGAUUUUGCUCCAGAUGAUGAUGAUGAUAGCGUCGAAGAAGAAGAUGAAAAUUACGCAAGUGAAUUUGGGAUUUCUUCGGAAAAAGGUGGUCUUAAGAAGAAGAACAAGAAGAAGAAGGUGAAAGUCGGUUUCGAUGGUGGUUCUGGGAAGAAACGGGGGGGUGGUGGUGGUGGGUUGUUGUCGUCGCCGCCGCGUUGUCAAGCGGAGAAGUGCGAAGCUGAUCUGACGGAGGCGAAAAGGUACUACCGCCGCCAUAAGGUUUGCGAACUCCACGCCAAGGCUACGGCGGCGAUUGUCGCCGGACUCCGGCAGAGGUUCUGUCAGCAAUGCAGCAGGUUUCAUGAGCUAUCUGAGUUUGAUGACACAAAGAGAAGUUGCCGAAGGCGUUUGGCGGGGCAUAAUGAGCGACGCCGGAAGAGCUCAUCGGAAUCACCCCAUGGAGGAGGAGAAGGGUGUAGUAGCCAAAGAUUGGGCAGUGAGUUGAACGAAAAUCACUGUAGUAGGCAGGCAGACGAUAGAGGCAGAACUCUGAUAGCUUUUCCUGGGAAUCCAACUUACAAGCAAUUCCACAUCAAAUGAUUUAGUUGUUGAUUCUCAUGAGGCUUACUCUCUUCUGUCAUAUUCUAUUGAAUCUAUCUCCUGCUACAAAUGAUUCUAGUAUUUUAUCUUAUGCUCUGUUGUUGAUUUGUGUCCAGAUCAAGUACAUAAUUAAGUUGGGUCAUGAUUUACUUCUUGUUGUGGGAUAGUUGGUUUACACUUGUAUAUGUACCUCUGAGGAUCUGAUUCCAAUAAUAACUAUCUUUAUUAGAACAAA
Messenger RNA from Camellia sinensis, 931 nucleotides. RefSeq lists its product as uncharacterized. The record is from RefSeq and is a predicted model, not a curated record. Gene Ontology annotation, molecular function: DNA binding. Gene Ontology annotation, cellular component: nucleus. Lineage: Eukaryota; Viridiplantae; Streptophyta; Magnoliopsida; Ericales; Theaceae.